AAAAACCUCCCCACUUUCCUUCACUUUUGAGCUUUCAUAUUUAGACUUUUCAUAAACUAUCACACCAAAAUCAACAUCCACACACAUAUGCAUAUUAGUCUCACAACCAUCCCAAACUCGAAGUCCAAAAAUGGCCUUCAACAAGCAGCCCAAAAAACCCAUUUUCUCUUUACAAUCCAGCCUCGCCACCACCCUUUUCUUCAUUGUCCUCUUCACCAUUCCAGCUCUCCUCCUCCUCCACACCCCCACCACCUCCCUCUGCACCACCUUCUCCCCCGGCAGAAAGCCAUGGUCCGGUGAUCUCCGAACCGCAGAAUUCUCAUGGAAUCGUCUAAACUUCCCCGAAAAACACCCCCCACCGGCCUCUCUCAAGGUCGCUGUUUUCUCGAGGAAAUGGCCCAUCGGUGCCACCCCGGGUGGCAUGGAGCGCCACGCUCACACCCUCCACACUGCCCUUGCUCGCCGCGGCCAUCAAGUCCACGUCUUCACUUCUCCACCUCUAGGUGCAACCGUUCCAUCUCUUUCUCAACAACUCAUCCAUGAAGGAAGUGAUCAAAUUUUGUCACCAAUCAUUCAUUUCCACGAGGGUGAUCCGGGGAGGUGGCGUUACAACAAAGCAUGGGAGCAGUUUGAGGAAGAGAACCAGCGAGAGCCCUUUGACGUGGUUCACUCGGAGAGCGUGGCACUUCCUCACUGGUUAGCUCGCCGCCUUCCCAACCUCGCGGUCUCAUGGCAUGGCAUAGCUCUCGAGAGUGUCCAGUCUGACAUAUACCAAGAUUUGGCGCGUCGGCCAGGUGAGCCUGCAGCUGCCAACAAGAGCCUACUAGGGUUGAUCCCAAAAGUGCUGAAUGAAAUUAGAUUUUUCAUCCAUUACUCUCACCAUGUCGCGAUAAGCGACAGCUGUGGCGAAAUGCUAAGGGAUGUGUAUCAGAUCCCUAGCAAAAGAGUUCAUGUGAUUGUCAAUGGUGUAGAUGAGGCUGACUUUGGAGAAGAUUGGAGAUUAGGUCAUGAAUUUAGGUCUAAGAUUGGCCUCCCACAAAAUUCAAGUUUAGUCCUAGGUGUUGCAGGUAGACUAGUGAAGGACAAAGGCCAUCCUCUACUAUAUGAAGCCUUUUCCAAGCUCAUGACCAAGCACCCUAAUGUCUACUUGAUUGUGGCCGGUUCGGGACCGUGGCAGAACCGGUACAAGGAGCUAGGUCCACAAGUGGUGGUCCUGGGGUCCAUGAAUCCAUCUGAGCUAGGAGCCUUUUAUAAUUCGAUUGACAUUUUCGUGAACCCUACGCUUAGACCACAAGGACUCGAUCUUACUCUCAUGGAGGCCAUGAUGAGUGGAAAACCGGUGAUGGCGUCGAGGUUUGCUAGCAUCAAAGGUACUAUUGUUGUGGAAGAUGAGUUCGGGUUCAUGUUCUCUCCGAACGUUGAAUCGCUAUUGGAAUCGUUGGAGAAGGUGGUGGCUGAGGGUGCCAAGAGGCUGGCUCAGAGAGGGAAAGCAUGCAGGAACUAUGCAGCUUCAAUGUUUACUGCACGUAAGAUGGCAUUGGCAUAUGAGAGGUUGUUUCUUUGUAUCAAAAAUGAAACAUUUUGUACGUACCCUUAGCAACAUACAUACUUUGUAAUUUUAGUUUUUUGGGGGUUUACUUAUUUUGAUAUAUUCUUUUAGCUUCUUCUUCUUAUAUUAUCCAAUUAAUUUCUGUAUUCAGUCUAAAUCUGGAUGUCUAUGAGAAAUAUAGAGAUAAAGAGUAAUGGUAUUUAUAAGUCA
Molecule: messenger RNA, 1759 nt
Organism: Cornus florida
Lineage: Eukaryota; Viridiplantae; Streptophyta; Magnoliopsida; Cornales; Cornaceae
Exons: 1
Coding region: 131-1597 (488 amino acids)
Molecular function (GO): glycosyltransferase activity
Source: RefSeq, a predicted model, not a curated record